ACUUGAGCUACACACAUAAAAGAAAAAGCAAAGAAACUCAUCAAAUUUUGCAACUUUUUCCACAAUUCAACCAUUAGAAGCUUCGAAGUUUUCUGUUUUUUUCCAAUGUCUCACACCUUGCAACUUUCAUUUUCUUCAAGUGCAUUCAAUUCUUUAGUGAAAGUGAAACGGAUGAAAAUGAGGAGAGUUAGAACUCGAUGCCUUCAAGUUCUAUGCUCUUCUGAGCAUUCCACUUCCAAAGAUGAAGAUAAUGCUCAUAAUGAGGGAGGUCAAGUUUCAUCGCGGGUUAUAUUGGUGGAGAGAUAUAGCAAUGGUACUGCUAAGAGAUAUGUUUUAGAUGAUGAUUUGCAGCUGCAAACCUUUCUUGUUGAGGAGGAUAUGUCUGCUUUGCAUUCCCCUGAUGAAAGGCUAUCCUGGCUUCCGGAUAUAAUCAAAGAUUUUAUCCUACCAGCAGGCUUUCCUGGAUCAGUUUCAGAUGAUUACUUGCAAUACAUGUUAUUACAGUUCCCUACCAAUGUGACUGGAUGGAUCUGUCACACCCUAGUCACUUCAAGUCUCCUAAAGGCCGUUGGUGUUGGCUCUUUCUCUGGAACCACAGCAGCUGCUUCUGCUGCAGCCAUCAGGUGGGUCUCAAAAGAUGGCAUUGGAGCUGUUGGACGCUUAUUCAUUGGUGGACGGUUUGGAAAUCUUUUUGAUAAUGAUCCCAAGCAAUGGAGAAUGUAUGCGGACUUCAUUGGCAGUGCUGGAAGCAUUUUUGAUCUAUCAACCCAACUAUAUCCUGCCUAUUUCCUUCCUUUGGCAUCUCUUGGAAAUCUUACAAAGGCUGUAGCAAGAGGAUUAAAAGAUCCUUCUUUUCGUGUGAUUCAAAGCCACUUUGCAAUUUCAGGAAAUCUAGGAGAGGUAGCAGCAAAGGAAGAAGUUUGGGAAGUGGCUGCUCAACUGCUUGGCCUUGCUUUGGGCAUAUCGAUUCUGGAUACACCUGGUCUUGUAAAAUCCUAUGGUGUACUUUCAUUAACAUGGUUGAGUAUGCGAUUUCUGCAUCUUUGGCUACGCUACGAAUCACUUUCAGCUCUCCAGUUUAACACAAUCAAUCUUAAGCGAGCUCGCAUACUGGUAAAAUCACAUGUGUUACACUCUACUGUUCCAGGAUGCAUGGAUUGCAACAGGGAAGAGAAUAUAUUAGCUUGGUCACAGUUCAUGAAGCCAAAAAUGAUUUUUGGCUCGCCCCUGGACAAAAUAGAUGGUGUGGAGAGAUCUCAUUUUAUGGUGGAGGCACUUCUAAAAUUAUAUGCAAAUGAGAAAUACAUUCUUAUGGUGAACCAGCAACCAGAAGAUUUGAAGUUUUAUGUUUCAUUCAAGGUUGGAGCUACAAGUGCCUCAGUAUUGCGUAGUGUGUGGCAGACUUUCUGGCUAAAUGAGAACUGGGAUAGCAAUGGUGAUGUUUGUGAUCAACUUGCUAAUAGCAUAAUGGAAUUGAAAGAUAGGUUUGAGGAUUUUGUUCAAAAGUUGAAAGGUGGGGGAUGGGAUACCGAGCAUUUAAAUUUGAAGGUUCCCAGAGAAAUCUCAAUUGAUGAUAUCAAUCCUCUCUAACAUCUAAAAAAUGAUGGAGGUAAGAAUGUUUCACAUUUUCAUCAUUACAUGACUGUAAGGUCCUUCUUAAGAGUUGAAGCCUAAAAUGUGAUCAACCAAAUUAUACAUUCUGUCAGCAGUGUUGCAAGCAUUCGGAGGAAGAUAUCUAUUUUCACAUGCAAAUAUUCAACUAAUGGAGACUGGCUUAACUCAUUGAAUACCAUAUACUAUAGUUGACACCACAUUCUUAGGAAGUUUCCUAUUGUAAAGGAUCUGUUCUCAAUUUUGUAUAAAAUCUUGUGUUUGCAAUUUUUC
Messenger RNA from Abrus precatorius (Indian licorice), 1884 nucleotides. Its product is annotated as protein root UVB sensitive 5. The record is from RefSeq and is a predicted model, not a curated record. Bases 106 to 1590 code for a protein of 494 amino acids. NCBI's taxonomy places the organism in Eukaryota, Viridiplantae, Streptophyta, Magnoliopsida, Fabales, Fabaceae. The transcript is spliced from 15 exons.